AUGGUUGAUGCGUUGCUUAAUACAGUGAUUGAUAGCAUAAAAUCUUUGGCACAGGAUCAGCUUGCAACGUUUUUGGGUGUUCAUCAACAUACCCGAAAGCUAACUGGACAUCUCACUGCAAUCCAUGCUGUACUCCAAGAUGCUGAGGAAAUGAGAAUGACAAGCCAUGGCCAUGCCGUUAAGGUUUGGCUGCAGAAGCUCACUGAUGCUGCUCAUGUUCUCGACGACAUAUUGGACCAUUGUUCAAUCCAGUCCAACAGACAAAAUUCACACACAACGUGCUUAACCCCUUUCCAUCCUAACAACGUUCUGUUUCGUUGGCAUGUUGGUAAGAGGAUGAAAGAUAUCACCCAAAGAUUUCAUGAUAUUGAUGAAGAAAGGCGCUUGUUUGAAUUUCGUGCUGGGAGAGUUGUGGGGACCCAAAGCCAACCUCAAGUUGAAGAAUGGCGUCAAACUAGCUCUGCCUUCACUGAACCCAAAUUAUAUGGAAGAGACAAAGACGCAGAGCAGAUUGUGGAGUUUCUUCUCAGCCAUACCACCAACAACACUGAAGGCCUCUCAAUCUAUCCCAUUGUUGGUUUGGGUGGACUUGGAAAAACAACUCUUGUACAACAGGUCUUCAAUGAUGAAAGGGUAACCACACAUUUUGACUUGAAAAUAUGGGUUUGUAUUUCUGAUGAUUUCAGUAUCAACAGAAUUAUGCUAUCUAUCAUAGAAUCUAUCACCGGAAAAAACCCCAACCUCUUGACUUUAGAAGCACUGCAAAAAGAAGUUCGAGAACUGUUGCAGAGCAAAAGAUAUUUACUUGUUUUGGACGAUGUGUGGAAUGAAGACCAAGACAAAUGGAACAAGUUGAAGGAGUAUAUGUUGCAGUGUGCAAGGGGAGCAAAAGGUGCUUCAAUUUUGGUCACUACUCGACUUGAGAAUGUUGCCAACAUCGUGAGAACAGUCUCUGUUCAUUACUUGUCAUCUUUAUCAGAGGAUGACAAUUGGUCAUUGUUCCAACAUCAUGCAUUUGGACCAGAUAAGGAAGGGCCUGCAGAGCUUGUAUCAAUAGGCAAGGAAAUUGCGAAAAAAUGUGCCGGUUUGCCUCUUGCAGCCAAAGCACUGGGAGGCCUUUUGCAUUUUAAAAGUCAGAAAAGUCAAUGGCUUAGUGUAAAGGAGAAAAUACCCCAUGAUAAUAUCAUCAUGGCUGUUUUGCAACUGAGCUACUUUAAUUUGAAGUUAUCAUUGAGGAGAUGCUUUUCUUUUUGUGCCAUCUUCCCCAAAGAUAAAAAAAUCUCGAAGGAAGAUCUAAUUCAUCUCUGGAUGGCAAAUGGAUUUAUUUCAUCGAGAGGAAGUUUGGAGGUGGAGGAUGUUGGUUAUGAGGCGUGGAAUGAAUUGUACCAGAGAUCAUUUUUCCAAGAUGUCCAGAUUGAUGCAUUCAGUCAAAUUACAAGUUUCAAGAUGCAUGAUCUCGUUCAUGAUCUUGCCCAGUCUAUUAUGGGUGAGGAAUGUGUGGUUUGUGAGCCUGCAAUGUUGACCAAAUUGUCAAGUAGAGUCCACCAUAUAAGUUGCUUAAAAUCUGAUGAUGAUAAGCAUCCACGAUUCAAGUUGAACAUGGGUGCCUUCAAGAAAUUUGAAUCAUUGCGGACUUUUCUUCAGUCUAAAUAUCCAUCAUCGCCAAAUGCCUGGGUGUUGCCAUCAGUCCAUUCUCUCCGAGCAUUAUCUACAAGCUCUUCUCAACUCUCGGCACUCAAGAAUUUAAUACAUUUAAGGUAUUUGAACAUUCAUCGCAGUGCCAUCUCAACGUUGCCUAAUUCUAUUUGCGAAUUACAGAAAUUGCAAAUAUUGAAACUGAAAAAUUGCCGAAAGCUUUCUUGUUUGUCCAAAGACUUGACACGAUUACAAGAACUCAGACAUCUUGUGAUUGAAGGCUGUGAUUCAUUAGUAGCGAUGCCUCCCAAUAUGGGGAAGUUAAGCUGUCUGAGAACAUUGAGCACUUUCAUUGUGGGUUCGAAGGUAGGGUUUGGCUUAGAUGAGUUACAUGGCUUACAACUGGGAGGCGAGCUACAUAUCAGAGGUCUUGAGAAUGUCUCCAAUGAAUGGGAUGCUAAAGAAGCCAUUUUGAUUGAUAAAAAUGACCUAAAUCACUUAUCUUUGCAAUGGGGUAGCAAUAAUGCUAAUUCAGAGGGUACCAUUAAUGCUGAGCACGAGAGAGUACUUGAAGCCCUUCAGCCUCCCUCAAAUCUCAAGAGUUUUAAGAUGAGGGCAUACAUGGGGGCACAACUGCCCAGUUGGAUGAGAAAUACCUCAUUUCUCGAAGGCUUGGUUGAUGUUACACUCUUCGACUGCAACAACUGUCAGCGGCUUCCUCCAUUUGGUAAAUUCCCGCAUUUAAAAUCUCUUUACCUAUAUGGAAUGAAAGAUUUGAAAUACAUAGAUGAUGACUCGUACAAUGUUGUGGAGGAGAAGGCUUUUCCAUCCUUAAACAUACUGAGUUUGUCGAAUUUACCAAAUGUGGAGAGCCUGAUGAGAGAUGAAGGAGUAGAGAUGUUCCCACGUCUUUCCAAAUUGAGAAUUUCGGAAGUCCCCAACCUUAAAUUGCCAUGCAUUCCUUCUGUUGAGUCCCUUUACUAUGGUUCCCUUGCAGACGCGACUUCCUUCCCAGAAGGGAUUUUGAGGAAUUUGCGUAGUCUUAAUACACUGCGUAUUAAGGGUUUAUACAAACUCAAGGCAUUGCCCGACGAACUCGGCAGCCUCAGUGCAUUACAACAACUAGACAUUUCUUACUGUCCUGAACUUGAGUGUUUUCCAGAGCAUGUGUUGCAAGGUCUGACUUCUCUUCGAUCUCUGCAUAUUUGGUUUUGUGAAAAAUUGAAAUCUUUGUCUGAAGGAGUGGGACACCUAACUUGUCUUGAGAGCCUCGAAAUCUUGCGAUGUCCAGAGCUGGUGAGUCUACCCAGCAAUAUGAACCAGCUAAUUGCUCUUCGUCGCGUGAUGAUCAAGGGCAGCACAUUACCAGAAGGCUUAGAACGUAUCCCCUCCCUACAAAGUUUGUAUGUACGGGGAGAUCAUGGGCUAGUUUCGUUGCCUGACUGGUUGGGAGACAUUACUUCUCUUCAAGAACUAGUAAUCGUUGGAUGUACGGAGUUGAGGUCACUACCAAAUAGCUUUCAACACCUCACCAACUUGCAUACAUUAUAUAUUGAGGGUAGCCCUAACCUGGAGAAGAGGUGCGAGAGGGGAACAGGGGAAGAUUGGCAAAACAUAGCCACGUCCCACAAAUCGAAUUCGAAGGACGUCCAUCUUCAGAAGAUAGCUCAUGUUGUGGUAACUUCAUUUUUGUAG
Gastrolobium bilobum is the source of this 3330-nucleotide messenger RNA. RefSeq names its product putative disease resistance protein RGA3. Gene Ontology annotation, biological process: defense response to other organism. NCBI's taxonomy places the organism in Eukaryota, Viridiplantae, Streptophyta, Magnoliopsida, Fabales, Fabaceae. The record is from RefSeq and is a predicted model, not a curated record. The transcript has a single exon. The coding region runs from base 1 to 3330 and encodes 1109 amino acids. Gene Ontology annotation, molecular function: ADP binding.